UCGGGAUUAUUCAGUUAUUCUUCUCAUCUUUUGAAGUUCGGAGUUGAAUUGUGGAGCUGGUCUCUUUACUAAAUAAUUAAAUAAAGCCAUUUGAUUCAGUUUUUCUCUUUGAGAUUAAUUCUGGAUAUUGAUACUGUUGACAUUUAUUUAAUAAAAAGGAAAUUAAUAAUUUAUCACUUGUCAAGGAAUAAAAGUUUAUGUCUAAAGUUUGGAACUGUCGGGCCUAAACAAAGGAUUGUUAAGGAACGGAAAUAAGUACAUGAUUGGCAACUAUUCGAAUAUGAUAAUUUUUCGCAUUAAAAAGUUCAUCAUAAGACAUAUUGACGGAGGAUUAAAGGCCGAUAAAGACGUUUAAUCGGAUUCAAAUAUUAAAGAUUAUCAUUGAUUUAUAUUUUUGUUCUAAAAAUACAAGCUCAUCAACUUUUUUUCGUACAAUUAUCAAUUACGCAGUAUUAAGACGAGUGACGUCUUUUCUUGAAAUUUUAAGAAUUACCGUACUUUAAGUUCCUGAAGAAAUGGCUUUGGAUUUUGUCGCAGGUUGUUUGGGGGGAUGUGCAGGUCUUCUCGUGGGUCAUCCAUUUGACACUAUCAAAGUUCAUUUACAAACACAAGACUUUAAAAAUCCACUUUACCGUGGCACAUAUGAUUGUCUCAAGAAAAUUGUACAGAAAGAGUCAAUCAAUGGCUUGUAUCGUGGAAUGUCUUCACCAAUGGCAUCGAUUUCCGUUUUAAAUGCAAUCGUUUUCGGCGUUUAUGGGAAUGUUCAAAGACGAAUGUCUGAACCUGAUUCACUUUUUGCACAUUUUUGUGCUGGAACAAUAGCUGGGUUGAGUCAAACAUUCAUCAGCAGUCCCAUGGAUCUUGUGAAAAGUCGGCUUCAAAUUCAAAAUGGAAUUCCAAAUGCUAUCAAACAUAAAAGUCCUUUUGCAUGUCUGAACCACAUUUGGAAGAACGAAGGAAGACAUGGCGUAUUCAAAGGCUUUGGAAUUACAAUAGCAAGAGAUGUGCCAGGUUUUGCAAGUUACUUUGUAUCGUUUGAAUGGAUGAUGCGGAAAAGGGAAAAUCCUGGUGCACUGUAUACGCUUUUGGCUGGUGGUCUAGCAGGAUCUUUCUCUUGGCUAAUCUCGAUCCCAAUGGAUGUUAUCAAAUCAAGACUUCAAGUUGAUGGAAUGGAUGGUAAACCACAAUACAAUGGCGCUAUUGACUGUGUUAGAAAGAGUUACAAAGCUGAAGGAAUGGGAUUUCUAACACGAGGCUUAUGUGCAACAUUAAUCAGAGCUUUUCCAAUGAAUGCAGUUUGUUUCCUUGUUGUUUCAUAUGUUAUGAAAUUCUUUGACAACAAAAACAUUGAUGUAACAAUUGUAAAACCACAAACACUCGCAAUUGCCGAUUCUUACACGCAAACAGUCAUAAUACGCGGUAAUCGUCAACAAAAUGAUCACCACAAACACAAAGCAAGAGCAAAGUACAUGAUCUUCCUCGAUGGAUUUCAUGAAGCAUCAUGUCACGUUGAAAUGAUGGACUUAUCAGACGAGCUCAGGGAAAAGCGAUUCAACAAUGAAUAUUUUUACAAAAUGAACGAUGGACUUCUAUCAGUGGAUUUAUCGGAAGAUGAGAUGAAAACUCCUUUAAAUAUAUGUUGAAAUAUAUGUUGGAUAGAACGCUUGAAAUUAAAUUUAAUAAGAAAAUCAAACUAUUUUUAUUUAAGUUCGUUGAUCUAUGAUUAAUGAAAGUUAAUAAAAUGUUAAUUAAUUUUUUAAAUGUUUGUCAAUCUAACGCAAGCAGAA
Messenger RNA from Clunio marinus, 1787 nucleotides. The record is from the annotation of a GenBank genome assembly. Lineage: Eukaryota; Metazoa; Arthropoda; Insecta; Diptera; Chironomidae.